AACAUUGCGCUAUUUGCCAUACGAGAGCCGUGCCUACUACUAGUAGACAUUGAACUUUAGUACAACAAGGUGGUUAAUAUUUGGAGCGGCUAACAAAAUGUUUUGUGUAUUUGCAAGAAGAAAUUGAAAUUAGUAAAACUGAAAAGCACAGUCACAGUCAUAGUCCCAAUCGCAGUCGCAGUCACAGCCACAGCUUGGGCGCAUAUACUAUACAACGGGCAGCGGUAGUAGCUACUACUACCACAUAAACACUCGCACUAGCCAAGCCAAGGCAUUAGCAUUCAAUUAAAACAAAGAAGUUAGUGGUCGCAGCUGCAGCUACACAAAAAGUCUGAAUGUGUGUAAAGGUUUAAAUUGUGAAAAGUGCGAGACGGCGGAAGGCAGACGUAGAAGAAGCAGCAGUAGUGGCAGCAACAGUUCAGCACCAACAACAACUAUUCCAAUGAGGGCGACAAUAAAGUACUCACCGCCUAGCUCGAAUUCGAAUCAAAAUGUUCCUCAUGCAGAAUGCACAACAACAAAAACAAAGACAAAGAUAAACGCAACAGAAACUACAUUAGGAUGCGUGGAUGUGGUAGACAGCGAUCAGGAGGACGACAACAACUGCAACAACGGUGGCAGCAGCAGCGGUAAGAACUGUAGCUGCGACGAUCCCAUUGCAAUCGACAUGGGCCGGAGACAGCGGUGUAGGCACAAUUAUAGCCACGGUGACAGUGAAACGCGAGUUGUCACAAGGGGCGACAGCAUGAGUGCGAAUCUGAGAAGCAAUUGCUGUCAACGUGAACAUAAAAAUUAUCGCAAACAUGUGAUGUCCCAACUGCCAACAAGCCGCAAGAGGGACGACGACAACGAUGACGACGAUAACCACAUGAUGAGGCCAGCGUCUGUCACAGAAGUACGAGAACGUCGCCAGCCGCAAUAUACACGCGACUUUACGGUAAAUUUAGCGACGCAAGUCAAGACAUCCAGAAGAUUGAAGAGGAUGUGUGACGAUUUUGCAACAGCACCACAGACACAAUUAGCAAAUGAGUCAGAAAUUAGAGGAACGUUGGAAACAGCAUUUGACCGGGGCAUAAUGAGCGCCGCACUAAAGGCAGGUGAAAGCUCAGACUCUGUGCUUAGCGAUUCGGACGAUCUUAAAUCUAGCUCACAGGAAAGACUAACACCCACGGCGUUAUCGUCAACAUUACCCACAUCACACACGGAGUAUAGCACAGUAAAGACACCAACACCACCCAUUUGCCUAGCGGAUAAUUUUAGUUUAAGUAACAAAAGACAAUUAGUUAUGCCAAUUGAGGAAGAGAAUAGAUUAGGAAAUGUAUUUGCUGGUGCGCAGCUACUCAAUGAGUUGCCGUUGGAUCGACGCCCUAGCAGUGAUUGGUAUAAUUUCUCAACGCUUCAAGCGCAAACACAAUGGCGUCAUAGAAUAUUUUCACGACCCACUUCGAACUCGCUGACAGUGGGCAUUGAGCGGGCUUUUGCUUUUCUCGCGUCUGCAAUCGAUGCAAGAAGAAAUCAAUUGAGGCACGGGAUCGCCCACAAACAAGUUGUGCUUCGCAGUCUUGCUGAGGCUGCAGCAUCAGGAAAUUCGCAAACAACGACAACAACAUUAGACUGCAGGUGCUUUAAGGAAAAUAGUGAUAUUUGUAUGGUUGCUGAUCAACCGGAAGUGGGGGUGGAUGUUGAUGCUGUGCAGGCAGAAACCGUAGAUGAAAGAGAAAUGUGCGACUUAGCAGGACAUAGUGAUAGACGAGUGGCAAGCCAAGAAUAUCGGCAACCAGCACAACGAUUCAAUUUCUUUUCCUCGUCUUCACUUCUGAUGCGAACAAACAUUUUCUCUUUGGCAUUAACGGGUGUGCCGCCUUGGCCGGCUAAUCUUAUGCUUUUAUCACUAUUUAUGCUGAGUUUAACUACGCCGGCCAGUUGCUGGACUGGACGAUCAGAUGUUCCAACAAAUUGCACUUUUCCCGCACGUUGGGAAGGUUCAUGGUUCCUAUCUGGCUAUCAACAGUCUAUUCAUAUAAAAGGUUCACAAUUCAGUUAUCGUGGUAAAUGUGCGGCUUCGGAUGGUAACAAAUAUUUGAUUGUUGACGAGAAAGGAUGUCAUCGGUGCCUGGUUAUCUAUGAAAAACAUAAAAAUGUUCUUCAAUAUAAAGAAAGUGAGUGCGAAGGUGAUAGUAUGUAUAUGCAUCAAACGAAUCCAUCUGCCAUGGCGAUGCGUAGCGUUUUAAAACAAAGCGAACAUAGGGGGGGAGCUCAUCCCAAUUUGAACAACAACAACGGGCAUUCAAGACUAUCCUCAUCGGAUCAGUAUAUAAUGAGAUCCUAUGAUGAUAUGAAUGAUUGUCCCCCAGACUUUUGCAAGGGCCGUGAAACGUUACAGAAUCUCUGCGAUCAAAUACCCGGUGACGCUUUGCUGUAUUCGCUGUUUCGCGAGAGUGCCGAACCGGUCAAGUGUCCGUUGAAGGGACCCUUUGUAUUCACUUAUAAUCGUGGACACGGUGAAUGUAAGAGUCCUGUUUCGAAUAUCGAAAGCUGCACUGAAGAUAGUCGCCUGUUGCUCAGCUUCCAAGCUUGUCCUGAUGUGCAAGGCACCGAGAGCACAGUUGAAGAACUAACAUGCUUGGCCACCUGGAAGGAUGGAAACUCCCGUUAUCUUGUCGGCUUGGUUUCACAUCAUCAUGCAAUUUCAAAUGAAGAACGUUAUCGUUGCUUCGUCUAUGAGAAAAUUUCAUCACUAUUAGGUGGUCUUAGCACUGUAAGUGCAAAAGAUGCCGAAUACAAAUUAGCACAAUCUGGCGAUGCCACCUGCAAUGGAUUGGAUAGUGCAGAGGUUGGUUCACGCAUAAUGUCGCUGAGAAAACCACCGAUCACUGAACGUUGUGACUUCCCGGCAUGGUUCAAGGGGCCGCGACACUGGCAUGUUCUAAUGGGCAAUGCUGUCUACAACUAUCAUCCCAAUGACGGCUCUGUACAUAUUAUUAAGCCAAAUGGUUUCAUGGAGACACGAGCACUCUGCGAGCAGAUUAAUAAGCAAACGGCUACUGAAAUGAUGGCUGUGGUGCACUAUACAACCGGAUGUCAAUCGGGCUUUAUGUGCAUGAUGUUUUAUCGCCGCGACACACAUGUCAUUGAAAUUCAGACGGGCAAACAGGCUUCACGGCUUGAGGAUGCAUGUGCGCCGGAUCAUUUCGAUGUGAAUCGUAUGCCAUAUAUCACUUUGCUAGCCAGCAAUCCGGAUCCACAAAUUUGUCCGAUGGAGGGUUUGUUCAAUUUGCGGGGCGCUAUUGGGCCUCCUUACUUGACAACGCGUCACAAACGUAAUCACAACAACAAAAUUCAUUUAACUCACGGUCAUCAUCAUAGCCAAAGCGAUUUAGUCGUUGCAGCGGGUACGGCAAGUGGAGUUGAUGGCGGCGGUUAUGCGAAUAAAAGACAAGCCACACUUACUUUCCGCGAUGCUGAUAAAGUGGAUAAAGGUGCGUGGCAUGCCAAUGCGCGUGCACUCCAACCGGGACGGAAUAGGCGCGCCACAGCCACAACAGCCAACAAUAAUUCUGGCAAUAUCGUUAACACUACGGCUACUUUGGAGCAUAUGAAUAUAUUGGAGAGCAAAUUGCAACGACCAAAUGGUUCAGUAAAAAGCGACGAACGUUCAGUGGCUGUAGACGAAGCAUCGUCACGCAAAACAGUGGAUUUCGUACAUUCAACGAAUGCAAUUGAUUUGGAUCGGCAACGUAAUCGUCGUGAUGCACCGGGCUGCAUAACAAAUUACAAAGCACAACGACGCCUCUGGGUGGGCUGCACCGAACCGGAUAUUAUUGAUGUGCGACCAAUGUGCAAUGAAGAUGGUGACGAAGAGUACUCUUGUCACGGAUCGUGGUCUGAGAAUGGCACUGUGUAUAUUAUCGCACGACAUAAAGGCACCAAACAUGGCGUAUGUCUGAGUUAUCGCCCAACUGAAGGCACAGCGGCCAAACUGGUUAUCGGCGAUGCUUGUUAUCGCGGCACACAAAAACCACCCGAUCAUCAUUUGGUGGCCAAUCUAACUGUUUUCGGAAAAUGUGGAGAAACUGGUUCCGCCGCGAUACAAAUACGACCCAGCGCCGAGCUCAUCAAACUGGCCGCAGUGCUGUACGGGUUGUUGUUGGUGGUGAAUAUAAUGAACAAUGUGAAAAAUCGAAGAUGAUGAAUUUGCAACGGUAAUUGAAGAAGAUCAACGAAGGACAAUGAAAUGCCCGGAGAAAAUACUAAAGGUGGCGCUCUUCCGUUUAAGCUGCAAAAAGCACAUCAAGUUUAAUUGACAAAUAUUAAAUGAAAAUUUUAGAUAUACACACACACAAACAAGUAGUUAAAUAUAAUAUGUCAGUAUGGAAUUAUGUAGGUGCAUAUGUGCAUAUACAUAUGUCUUUACACAUGUAUGUGUGUAUGUACGUCGGUGUAAGUUUAUCAAAUAGCAAUGGUUUUCUGUGCUAUCUACAUACAUUCAUUCAUACAUACAUACAUGUUUGUAUAUCUAUGGCUGUGUAUGCAUGUAAGACAGUUAAUAUUUUAAUGCAGAACCCGAAUUAUCGCACGAAAGACUCACUUGUCUGCAACUGAAAACGAUACGUGAUAAGAGCGACAGCCUACAAAUAUCGAUCGGGUACUGAAUGUUGGACUAAUGUAUACCUUUUGAAUAAGACUUAGCAUUCAUAGUAACGCCCACACUUAUUAUGAACGAACGAACGAAACGCGCAUGCGUACGCAUAUGUUAUCGCACACACACACAUACAGAAGCAUAAAGGAGCAAAGAGAAAAUAUGUUGUAAAUACAUACAUACAUAUAAUGUUGGUUUGUAUGGAUAUGAAUGUCAUUUAUAAUAUAUGGAAGAAAACUUAUUAUACAUAUAAAAAUGGACUUUGUAAAUAAUAAAAUGAGCAUAUUUUCAAUUAGUUAACCUAAGAAAUCGUAAUUUUAAGACACAACUGAACUAAGCGUAGUUUUAGAUAAAUACAUAAAUGGUUUGCAAUAGAGCCUUAGUUACGCAUAAGUGUUCGCAAAAGUGAAAAGUGUUUAGCGGGGGGCGGUAAAUAGCCGUUACUUAUGCAUAUGUACAACAAGUAGACGUGCAAAAAUGAAAGACAAUUACACAUGAAGACGAACAUACAAAAGCUACGUAGGUAUGUAAGAACGAAUGUUAGUUAUGCCCUAAUAGUUAUGUGAUUGCAGUGUGUGAAGCUUAUCGAUGGUUGCGUGCUUGUUUACCAAUUAAGUAGCUGUAUGUAUAUAUGUAUGUAUGUAUAGGGUGGUGACUUGUUGCAGCACAUGCUAAUUACAUACAUACAUAACUAUAAUUACUAUAAUUAUAAUUUUAUAUAACUGUAGAAACUGUAUAUACAUGCGCAUACAUUUGUAUGUAAGGCAUGAAACAUAAACGAGCGAAUAAUUUGUAUUUAUUGUAAAAUUAAUAGUUUCUUAAAUAUUAUAUAAUUAUGUAUAUUGAUAAGUACAUAUAUACGAAUGUAAGCUUAAAGCUUCUGUAUUAAAAAAAAAAAAGAAUUAAAGAAAUUUUGUAUGCAAUUUUAACUACGUAUAUAUAUACAGACAUAGCACAAUGUGCACGUGUACUUCACGUGCGCUUGUCUGUAUGUACAUAUGCAUAUGUAUAAGUGCAGCACUUCUUAUAUUCAUUGUUUGUGUGUAUAUGUAUGAUAUCCUCUUUUACAUUGACAAAUGCACAUACAUAGCUAUUAAAUAUUCUUUAUUUGUUUGUUUUUAUACUGAAUUUGCUUAGAUCAUAAAAAUCAUAAAAAUAAAAUUGCGCCAAUAAUUUGGUAUUUAUAUAUAAAAGUGUGAUCAAUGAUUUGAUAAAUCCAAAAAACGCGAAAGGUUUAGUAAUUGAUUAUUUUUAUUCGGCUUUUUAUUCAAAUUUGAAAAUUUUAUCUCAAAAUCGGAACUAAAAAUUGAAAAUUUUAUUUUAGAAUUAAAAAGUUCACUGAAAAAUUGAUUAAAUAUAAUUUGAUUUCUCACUCCGGUUUUGGAGAUUAAUAAUUUUGUUUUUAAUCCAGUGUUCGGGUCUAAAUUUUUUAUUCUUCAAUUCGGUAUUUUGAAUACAAUUUUUUUCGUUUUUAAUCCGGUAUUUAGGAUUAUAAAAUGUUUUUUUUUUUAAUUUUUUCUAUACCGUAUCUGAUCAGCGUGGUAUUCGGGGUUAAUUCUUUUUUUCAAUUCAGUGUUCGGAUUUUAUUUUUCAAUACGGUGUUUCGGAUUAAUUUUUUUUCAUUUUCAAUCCGGUUAUGAGAUUAAAUAUUUUUCGUUUUUUGAUCUGGUAUUUAGGAUUAAAAAUGAUGUUUAAUUUUUUCCGUAUCGUAUCUGAAAUAAGAAAUUUCAAUAUUAUUUUUAAUUAAGAUUGCAUUGAAAUGUUAAUUAAAUUAUUUUUAAUGCAGUAAUUUCAUCAUUCUUUGAUGAACUCCAAUGUUGCCUGCCAUCGCUAAUGACGAAAGCUAGAAAUUUCUAAAACUUUUCAGACUCGUAUACUUUCCUUACUCAUACAUAAAUAAUAUAUUUGAAUUGUUCGCUAUUGCAAGUUUUCAAGUGUUUUGUCGAAGUAUUUCCGUCAUUUCUUAAUUGUAAAGCCUGCUUAACUCUUUAAGGCCCUCAUGCCCCUAAUGUUAUACUUCAUUAAUCUAGUUUAUUAACUUUGCAUUGUCUAAUGUUUAGUCAUCGCAUUGUUUUACAUCUGCAUUUAUGCAGUCCCCAUCAAAAAAAAAAAAAAAUAUUUGAAUUGAACUAUAACUUUCUUAUAUAAAGUACAUAUACUAUUGUGAUUUAAAGGUGAUUUUUUAAUUCAUACUUCGUGGGUUUUUCGAAUCGGUAAAUUUUUUUUCUGUAAGUUGGUAGUACUGUUAGUGACAUCUAUGCUAAGUUUUACGUCAAAAUAUUUAAUAGUAUUUGAAAUACGCGUCGUUUUGUGACGUUCUAGAAGUGAAUUCUUCGAUUUUUACUAUUUUCUGAAUUUAUUGAACAAAGAAGUGCGAUAAUGCACCAUCUCAUACUGCAUUGGGUAUUCGUGAUCAUUUCGACACAUUUUCAACUAAUAUCGUGCCGCAACCACCGCAUUCGCCUGAUUUACCUUCGUGUAACUUCUGGCUAUUCAGCAAAUUCACAUGACCACUCCGGGGACACCGUUUUGACUCAAUUGCGGAUAUAAAAAGCUGAAUCGAAGAAGGCUCUGAUGGCCAUCACGACGGAGGAUUUUUCAAAGUACUAUGAUGACUGGAAAAUUCGUUAGCAUAAGUGUGUUGUAGCACGAGGGGAUUGCAUUGAAGGAGAUGAAAUGGACAAAAUUCACCUUUCAAUUUGAUCACAGUAGCAUAUCGAAAUCAACAUUUUGCCCUGGUCGGAGUCAUUUCUUCGAUGUAAUCGCCAAUUUGGCUUAUUCGAAACGGUAAAUGAAACUUGUAAAAAUUUGAUCACAGUAGUAUAACACUUUCAACAGUUAUUGGUUCUGUAAGAAUCAAUGAUUUAACUUCAAUAUGGUUUAGUUUCAAUAUGUUUUUCUGUUUCACUAUUUACGAUAGUUCUUAUUUUUAUGAUAUUUUUUUAAUCUUCAAUGUCCUUUUUUUAUACUAAAAAGCCUUCGCAGCAGAAAUUAUAUUCCUAAAACAUGCAAUUAGAGUACAUACUUACAUCCUACAACACAUACAUAUAUAUGUAUUUAUGUAUGAGUAAGAUUACUCAACCUUUUAGAAACAAAAAAAAAAAUUGAAACUUUAAGCUGAGGUGGACCUUUUUUGUAGUAAAGUGCUUUUUUUUGGUAUUUAUCUUUGCAGUAAUAACAAUUAAAAGUGCAAAAAUGGUAAUAUUGAUUUAGUUAUAUUGUAUUUACGCUAUUUGCGCCUUGGCAUAUGCUUGAAAUUUUGUUUUUCAGUUAUAGUAGCCCAAUUAGCGCCUAAGGGUAUGCUUCAAGUUUUGUUUUUGAAUUACAGUUGACCAGACAGUUGCGAAAGUUUUUGGGUUAGUGAUAAAUAUGUAUGUAUAUGUGUAACUUUUGAAUAAAUAUUUUUAUAAUUUUUGUUAAUAGAAUAAUCCGAAUAUAGAAACUUGUAUCAUUUAAAUAAAAUAUGAACAUUUACAUAAUAAAAUAUGUCAAUUUUAAUUACUAAGUUUUAAAAAAAAACUUGGUUUUGUAAAUAUUUUUAUAAUAAUUUAAACCGAAAAAUUAUUUUUAAAUAUUUUUAUAACGAUUUCAACUGAAAACAAUUUUUCUUAAGUUUUUUUUAAUAUUUGAAGACAUAAAAAAGAAGAAAAUAUUAUAUAACAAGUUUUGCAAAAAAACGCUUUCAAUAUCACAGAUGUCUUUAGAAUUUUUGUUUUUAAAUACUUUUUCAAUGUUUCCUUUAAUGAAUUGCUAGUUUUUAUCAAACGGUAUAUUUUUUUUAAUUAAUAGCAUUUCAAUACUUUAAAAUUCUUCCUCCAUGUAUAAUUGAAAUGUAUGUGUUUACAAUAAUUUUAUGUGCUGACUCACACAUAUUUACAUUAAGUAGACAGUAUAAGUCUUGUAAAUAUUAUAAAUAAUGAUUAUAAUAAUACUAAAAACAAUUUCACAUGUGCAAAAUUAUUGGUUUGUUAAGCAAUAAAGGAAAACCGCGGCGUUUCAAAUUGAUGUGUGCAGCCAUUGAAUAAAACUAGUAAACACAAAUACAAGCAUGCGUCUAAUUUCUCACAGAAUUCACAUACAUUUCAUGUGAUGAAAAUAAAAAGCGGGAAAUUAUUGAUAUGAGAUGUUAAAAAUGAGUUGAGAGUAAAAAAGUAAAAAAAACAAAUAACACGAAAAUUCCAUUGGUUUCAUAAAAAUAUAUGUAUGUACGUAUUUAUAAUUACAAGAAAAUUAAAACAUAGUAUGAUUAAUACAUACUUGUACUUACAAAACGCAUGUACACGAUUGUAUAUAAAACACACAAACACAGACACAAUCACACUUGCAUAUUAUAUAUACAGACAUAUGUAGCUCAUAAUUGGAGUUAAUUGUAAGUUAUAAAUAAUAAUUAACUUUAUAAUAUGGAUACAAAUAAAUUUUACAAAAAUGUAAAGUAAAGCUAUGAUGAAUAAAAAGAGAAGAAGAAGAAUAACAAGAUUUUGCAAAGUAUGUAAAGCGAUAGCAAAUACGAAA
This is a messenger RNA of Bactrocera neohumeralis, 9151 nucleotides long. RefSeq lists its product as uncharacterized. The record is from RefSeq and is a predicted model, not a curated record. NCBI's taxonomy places the organism in Eukaryota, Metazoa, Arthropoda, Insecta, Diptera, Tephritidae. The transcript has 15 exons. Bases 443 to 4189 code for a protein of 1248 amino acids.